AGUUAUAUUUAUAUAUAUAGACACCCAAUCUCGCACGCGCAUCAGUUCUGAUGUUCUCCCGGCGCAAGUGGUUUUGCGCAAUGACGACAGCACACUAACCUUACAUUCUCUGCAAGCCAAUUAACGAGUAUAUAAAAUUUGUCGCCAAGAGCGCAUCAUCGUGGAAAAUUAUUUGACAUUUCAAAAUUAUGGCUCCUACGCGUCGUGCCUGUGGUUUCGUAAUUUUCCGACGACUUCGCGGAAACGUCGAGUAUCUGUUGAUGCAAACAUCCUACGGAAAGCAUCAUUGGACUCCUCCAAAAGGUCACGUCGACCCGGGAGAAUCGGAUAUGGAGACGGCACUGCGAGAAACCGAGGAAGAGGCUGGUUACGUCAAGUCGGAUUUGAAAAUUAUCGACAGUGCCAAGAAAGAGCUGAACUACCCGGUUAACAAUAAGCCGAAAAUCGUCAUUUACUGGCUAGCCGAAUUGUUGAACAAAACAAAAGACGUGACGAUGUCGAAGGAGCAUCAGGACUUUAAGUGGCUGCCCUUGAAAGAGGCUUGCGAACUGGCUGUUUACCCGGAGAUGCAAGAGACAUUCGCGUACUUCGAUAAAUACAUUACCGAAAACCUUGUUCAAUGAAUUUUCCAGCAAAUGCGACAUUAAAGAUUAAAAGGACUGGCUAUUGUUGAUUUUUGAAAAUAAAAAAAAGUUUUAUUACCGAUAAA
Nasonia vitripennis (jewel wasp) is the source of this 709-nucleotide messenger RNA. RefSeq names its product bis(5'-nucleosyl)-tetraphosphatase [asymmetrical] (gene Apf). The record is from RefSeq and is a predicted model, not a curated record. Gene Ontology annotation, biological process: AMP biosynthetic process; ATP biosynthetic process. Gene Ontology annotation, molecular function: bis(5'-nucleosyl)-tetraphosphatase (asymmetrical) activity. The transcript has 2 exons. Bases 189 to 623 code for a protein of 144 amino acids. NCBI's taxonomy places the organism in Eukaryota, Metazoa, Arthropoda, Insecta, Hymenoptera, Pteromalidae.